This is a messenger RNA of Terrapene triunguis (Three-toed box turtle), 649 nucleotides long. Its product is annotated as transmembrane 4 L6 family member 5-like. The transcript has 3 exons. The annotation marks the transcript as partial. Gene Ontology annotation, cellular component: membrane. NCBI's taxonomy places the organism in Eukaryota, Metazoa, Chordata, Testudines, Emydidae. The record is from RefSeq and is a predicted model, not a curated record.
CCCACUGCUAGCUUCCUUUUUCGAUCAAGCACACCCCGUUUGCCCUUUGCCCUGGCGCUGCCGAUAUCAGGAGGCUGAUACCGGGGCCUUAUCAGCCGAUACCGGUGACGCAGCCGCUCGGGAGGGGCCUGCGGAACUGCCCGACACUGGAUGGGCCCGUGGGACUGAUUGCGGGGGGCGGGGGGGUUCGGAGCUGCUGGAUUUGAUGUGUGUCCCCCCCCCACCCCCCUUUCAGGUUCUCUGCCCCGGGCUCUCAGCCAUCCGCGCCGGAGGGAAGGGCUGCUGCGGAGGCGGAUGCUGCGGGAACCGGUGCCGGAUGCUGCGCUCCGUGUUCUGCUCGCUAUGGGGCGUCCUGGGGGGGUUUUACUGCCUGGUCGUGUCCGCCACCGGCCUGGCCAAGGGGCCCCUCUGCCAGGAUGCUGAGGGGACAUGGGGGUCGCCCUUCCAGGACAUCAGCGAGAACUACCUGGCGAACAGGACGCUGUGGGAGCUGUGCGUGACCCCGCCACGGGCGGUGCUGUGGCACGUGGUCCUGUUCUCCGUCACCCUGGGGCUGGGGGCCCUGGAGCUGGCCCUGUGCGCCCUGCAGGUGUUCAACGGGCUGCUGGGCACCGUGUGCGGGGACUGCCGCAAGCCGGCCGAGCGCCAG